AUGCUGCACAGUGUUGACACGUGCUCCUGCCACUUCAACGCAAUUCCACUCCACAGAUGCCACAAUAGGUAUAAGAACGCCCUCGUCAGACCGUCCGGGACGAGCCAAUCCCAUGAUACAUCAGCUGCCUCGAACAUGAUACGCUCUUUUCUGUUAGUGGCCGCUGUGGCCUCGGCGACUUCGGCCCGUGUGAUGGAUAGUCUUGCAGCUGUCCCGAGGGGGUGGGAAUCAGUCCGUCCAGCGUUGCCAGAAGAGACGGUAUCUCUUCGCAUUGCCCUCAAACAGCAGCGAGCUGAAGCCCUGGAACAAGCCGUCCUCGAUAUCUCGACUCCCGGACAUCCCAAAUACGGCAGACACCUAACCCGCGAUGAGCUCAGGUCCUACACAACUCCCUCCCAGUCAGCCACUCUCGCCGUCACCCGUUGGCUCGAGGAUCACAACAUCCAGACUGCGGUUGCCGACAAUGACUGGGUUACCUUCAGCACCACGGUCGAAAACGCCAGCCAUCUUCUCAAGACGGAUUUUGCCUGGUAUCGGAACGUCGAGAACAACAUCGAGCUCAAGCUGCGGACACUUGCCUACUCGGUGCCAGAUGAGGUGGCACCACACAUUGAUCUGGUGCAGCCCACCACUCGGUUCGGCCAGCCUGUUGCCAAACGGUCCACCAUCUUCGAGAUGCACCAUCUUGAUGCCAAUGCUGCCAAUAAGAUCAAGCUUGCCGCCGCCGGCCAAGCAAACUGCAACCUUACCAUCACCCCGGAUUGUCUCAAGUGGCUGUACGACAUCAAGUACAAACCCACAGAUUCGAUUGAGAACACGAUUGCAUUUGCUUCGUUUUUGGAGCAGUACGCCCGCUAUGACGACUUCCAGACGUUUCAGAGCAGGUAUAUUCCAGAAGCGCAGGGGCAGAACUUCACUGUCGAGCUGGUUAACGGCGGUUUGGAUGAUCAAAAUAGCUGGCGUGACAGUGGUGAAGCAAACCUCGAUGUCCAGUACAUCCACGCAGUCAGCCACCCUGCUCCCAUACUCCAAUACAGCACGGGCGGGCGCGGUCCCCUGAUCCCCACCAAGACCCAGCCCAAGCCCCCGGGCACCAACGAGCCUUAUCUCGAAUGGCUCACCUACCUCCUCAACCAGACCGACGACAAGAUACCCAAGGUCAUCUCGGUCUCGUACGGCGAAGAGGAACAGUCGAUUCCCCGUGACUACGCCGUCAAGGUCUGCAACAUGUUCAUGCAGCUCGGAGGACGUGGUGUCUCGGUCAUCUUUGCGUCGGGGGACUCAGGUCCAGGCACGCAUUGCAUCCGUAGCACGGACAAUGCGACCUUCUUUGAGCCAACCUUCCCGGCCGGCUGCCCCUAUGUCACCUCGGUGGGGGCCACGUACCUCACCAACCCCGAGAAAGCCAUCAGCUUCUCGUCUGGCGGCUUCAGCAUGUAUCACCCAAGACCGCAGUGGCAGAGGACGGCCGUGGAGCCGUACCUGCGAACGAUUGGAGACACGUAUGCGCCCUACUUUGACCCCCGCGGCAGGGCCAUACCGGACAUCUCAGCUCAGGGGUCCAACUUCAAUGUCAUUGACAAGGGAUACAACUCGCUGCUGUCAGGCACGAGCGCUUCGGCGCCGGUGGUGGCCGGGAUUGUGGGCCUGUUGAACGCGGCGAGAUAUACACUGGGGUUGCCGUCGCUGGGGUUCUUGAACCCGUGGUUGUACAACAAUUCGGAUGCUUUCACCGAUGUGGUUGCCGGGGCUGGAGUCGGGUGCCGAAGGCGUAAGGAGCUGGGGUACGGCGGCGCGUCCUGGAAUGCCACGGUGGGUUGGGAUCCGGUGACGGGGUUGGGCACGCCCAAGUUUGGAAGACUGUUGCAGCUGGCGGCCCCGGGGGUUGCCAAUGCCUAG
Molecule: messenger RNA, 1899 nt
Organism: Podospora anserina S mat+
Lineage: Eukaryota; Fungi; Ascomycota; Sordariomycetes; Sordariales; Podosporaceae
Exons: 2
Coding region: 1-1899 (632 amino acids)
Biological process (GO): proteolysis
Molecular function (GO): serine-type endopeptidase activity; tripeptidyl-peptidase activity
Source: RefSeq, a predicted model, not a curated record